Melanaphis sacchari is the source of this 2013-nucleotide messenger RNA. Its product is annotated as gastrula zinc finger protein XlCGF26.1-like. Lineage: Eukaryota; Metazoa; Arthropoda; Insecta; Hemiptera; Aphididae. The coding region runs from base 393 to 1865 and encodes 490 amino acids. Gene Ontology annotation, molecular function: zinc ion binding; DNA-binding transcription factor activity; RNA polymerase II cis-regulatory region sequence-specific DNA binding. Gene Ontology annotation, biological process: regulation of transcription by RNA polymerase II. The record is from RefSeq and is a predicted model, not a curated record. Gene Ontology annotation, cellular component: nucleus. The transcript is spliced from 4 exons.
AUUUGGUGGAGUACUGUUCAACUACUUCAACUUAAGAAGUUAGGAUCGAAUUACCAGAGUGCGUAAACCGUGAAGUGAAGCAUUCGGGAUUUGAAUAUUUAAUAUUUGACAUUUGUAUUAGACAGAAAAGUUGUAAUAGACUAUUAUACCUAUGAUUGAAACUACGAAAGAUAUUUUAUAUAUAUUUUCUUAUACGCUGUUUUUGUGAUGUCAGUAGUUUAAUUAUAAAAUUUUUUGGCCAAGUGUUCAAUCACCCUCUUUUUUUAACAUUUAAUAUUUAAUAAGUGACGUUAAAAACUGUGUAGUUUUUAUUUGUUACCAAUCGGUUUCUACUCUUUACUAGAUAAUUGUUAUCUUCUUGUUCAUAAUAAUUUUAAUAAUAAUUUUUACAAAUGGAUCAAGAAAACCAGGGUGUUAUUUAUAUUGAAAAUUGGAAUGAUCUAUGUCGACUGUGUUUACGCAAUGAACAAACAUUGCAAAAUUUGUUCUUUGAAGAAACUCUAUUGGAAAAUAUUCAAGAAGUUACAAAUCUUCAUUUUAAUGUUGAGGAUUCUUUACCUAAUUCUAUAUGUAAAAUAUGCAUCGAACAAGUUAAUUCAUUUGUUGAAUUUCGAGUACGAUGUAAAGCUACAGAUGAAUGGCUACGAAAUGAAGCUGUGAUUUUGGAUAAUGAUCACAAGGAUUCUAUAGUAAUUGAUUCGGAAGAAAUUAAUAGUAAAGAUUUAUUAUUAGUGGAACCAGAUCAAUAUGAAGAACAGUUAAUUGAUGAUCCAGAAUCUAUUGAUAAUAAGCAAAUAGUUGAAAAUGAAAUUGAGUUAUCUCAUUGUAUUGUUCAAACAGAAGAGGUAAUGCAGAUGUCUGUUAAUGAAGAAGAAACAUUAGAAACUAAUACCAGUGAUCAUCAAUGUGCAAUUUGUGGUAAAGAGUUAUUGUCUGCUUAUACACUUGCAAACCACAUGCGUUCUCACACAGGAGAGCGUCCUUAUGGGUGCAGUGUAUGUGAAAAAUUCUUCAAGACUAAAUCCAAUUUAAAUGAACAUUACCGAGUUCACAAUCCGGAACUGCGUUGGAUGAAGACGUCGAGUAGGGACAUCCCGUCCAUAACCCGAGUGACGGUCACGUCCGAAGAUAUUCUGACGUGCGGCCAGUGUUCCAAAGUGUUCGUGUCGCUGGACGAGUUGUCCGCACACGAGCGCGUGCACGACGAUCAGCGGGAACAACCGGAACAGGUGGCGCAGACGGUCGCGGCGACAAUCGCACCGGCGGCAGUGGCGUCCGCGGUGACGACGACGUUCACUUGCGAACAAUGCAACAAACAUUUCACGUCGAAAUCGCAACUGUCCGCGCACAUAAGCAACAACUGUUCAGAAGCCGCGGAUCGGCAAUGCCCGUACUGCGGCAAGCAGUUCCGGUCGGUGGCCACGCUGGAGAACCACAAGCGGGUGCACACCAGGGAAAAACCGUUCACGUGCGAGCUGUGCGCCAAGCCGUUCCGGACCAAGGGAAAUCUGCUGGAGCACAAGCGCGUGCACAACAACAGCCUGUGGCUGAUCAAGAGCGACGCGAAGAUGACCGACCGCGACGCCGGUGCGGGUGGCGGUGGCGGCGACCAGCGGUUCCAGUGCACGUACUGUUCGAAACCGUUCCGGACGUACACGGCGCUGUUGAACCACGAGCGGGUGCAUACCCGCGAAAAGCCGUUCGAGUGUUCCGUGUGCGGCAAGUGUUUCCGGACCAAGUCCAACCUGACGGAGCACAUGAAGGGCUGUCACGACAUGGACUCGUCGGCCUGCGGCUCGGACGAGGUCCAAGUGUUCACGUUCAAGACCCAACCGGUGGCCGCCGCCGAGCUGGAGUCCACGUGACGUUACGCGUUCGUCGAGGCGCAGCGGUUGUAAAACGACGAUUUUUGUCGUUCGUGUCUUAUGCGAUUACUCGUGCACACAAUAUUAUAGGAUAGGUAAUUUUAUUUUUACAAGCAUUUAUACAUAUAACGAUAAUAAUGUUAUUUCG